AUGGUGUCCUACGACCAACUCAAUGUGGUCUCCCUAGCCAGUGCCGAAGCUCUCAAUCGGAGAAGGGCCCUGAUUGAGAUAGCCCACCAGGGGCGACCUGAGGGUCCCAGCUAUGAGGGCGCCGAAGAGAUCUUGGGUGUCCGGGAAUCCGCUGAUGGCAGUGUGGUGGAUCCCGCCAUCACCAGCCGCGGCAAAAAGCGGCUCGCGGCUGAAGAGAAGCGCUUCACCAAGCGGAUCACCACAGAGGGCGAUGACGAUGUGAAGAAGAACAAAGGAAAGAAGGGAGGAAACCUUUUGAGAGCACCAGUUUUGAUUUGCCUUGGGAGCGGUUUGGGGACCUACUUCCCUUACCGCUUCCUGCUGAUCCUCUUUUUCCAUGGUGAUGUGAAGUCCAGGGCUCAUGUUGAUCGACCACCGCCCGACUCACACCAGAGCCCUCAGGCAGCGCUUCGGCAGCUGCUGAAGAUUGGGGCUGCUUAUGAGAGCCCAGGGCAACUCGCCAGCUACGUGCGGGAGAAGGUGUCCCUUCCUAGUGGGCAGGAGGCUGCGGUUGAGCUGCUUUCAAUCCUGCCUGAUCGUGACAGGAAGAUUUUGGAGAACUUUGAGGAGGAGAUGUUGCUAGGCCCCGAGGAGCGGGCCGCUGUGCUUGAGACAGGGGUGGAAGGUCUUAGUCAUAUGGAUCCGCUCCUCGCGAACGAUGCCAAGAGGUAUCACCAGUUUGUCUCUGAGCUCUACAAGAGUGGCCUGAUUGGAUUCACGUCGAUUCUAAAGGCUCACUGCUUCCUGGCAAACCAGACCCUGUUGAGGACCCCGCCUAGGAUCAGGCCCACCUGUGCCCGGGACUGGCGUUUGCACAGAGCCUUGGAGGUUUUGGGUGACGUUGAGCUCGAGCGGGACUUCACGGAGAUCCCAAAAGGUUGGCUAGGCGGAGGUGCCCUGAGGAAAAGCAGAGAAUGCAAGACGGUGAUCAAGGUGUUCACCAAGGAGGAAGCCAGAAAGAGAAAUGGCUUCGUUGGCAACAAGGCGCCAUUGACCGAGGUGGCCAACACUUCCCAGCAGAGGAGGAGAGAGCGAAGCUGGUACGAGCUGCCCCUCUACACAGAGGCAGAUUUAGACCAAGCACUUUGCGAGUUUGUGGAUCAGCUGCUCCUGGAUGGAGAGGAUGUCAGCUUCGGGCAGAAGCUCCAGGCAGCGGUAGAGUUCGAGAGGCCGGAAUUUUCCAGAGACGGUCGGCUCUCUCUCGCAGGCCAUGAAAGAGUGGAGACGUUUGGCUCCACAGCAGACACGACUGCCCAUGUUGGAAUUCUUGAAGUCAGCCAUCAGCGCAGUCUUCUUGCAUCUUGGUUACAAGGGGAGGCACUCUACAACGAGGCGACUUUUUCGACCUAUGCUCGCCCGGGGGAAAUGUUGAGAGUUUACGCAGAGGACGUGGUUGCCCCGAACCGGGACUUCAACUUCCCAGUGAUUGUGCUGGGGCCUCUGGAGCGUGGAGUGGCGUCCAAAGUCGGGAUCUACGACGAGGCACUGAUACUGGACGAUGUCCGAGCGCCUUGGUUGGGGAAACUCCUCAUAGAACAGUCCAAGCAACAAGUCAAGGCUCUGGGAGAGGAUACUCCAUUAUGGAAUUUCAAAGCUGCCGACUACCUCAAGAAGUGGAAAGAUGCAGUAGAAAAAUUGGGCAGUCGGGAUCACCUGUUGAAGUUGCGAAUGAUCCCAGCAAUACAGCGUCGGGGACGAUGGGCCUGCGACGCCUCAGCAAGGAUCUACGACAAGCCGGGCAGACUUCAGCAAGCGAUCAACCAGUACAGCAGCGCGUGGCAGAGGCUCGCAGACGAGCUACAGAAGAACUUCGGCAUGUACUACCGCAAUGGCACUUCCCAGCUUCCUCGGAAUCUGGUGAGGCAACUGAAGGUAGCAUGCGAGCCGAAGUUUUCUUGA
Molecule: messenger RNA, 1938 nt
Organism: Durusdinium trenchii
Lineage: Eukaryota; Dinophyceae; Suessiales; Symbiodiniaceae
Source: the annotation of a GenBank genome assembly